UUGUGUGUUUAUUUCUUCAUCAUCUUCAUUUCUUUAGCCUCUUUUAGUCCCCCUUUUACACAAUGGGGAACUGUUGUUCAAGGGGCCAACCUGAUAAUAAUGAACAUACAAAUAAUAAUAAUGAUCAAACUAGACAAAAAUCCAAUACCAAAAAUGAUCAAUCAAUUUCAAAUAAUUCUCAACAACAAAAUCAUGGUUCAAUUACACCACCAAAAUCACCUGAUCCUUCUUCAAAACCAUCAAAAAGUUCCCCUAUUGGUCCAGUUUUAGGCAGACCAAUGGAAGAUGUUAGAAAAACAUAUUCUAUAGGUAAAGAAUUAGGGAGGGGUCAAUUUGGUGUUACACAUUUAUGUACACAUAAACAAAGUGGUGAACAAUUUGCAUGUAAAACUAUAGCAAAAAGGAAAUUGGUUAAUAAAGAAGAUAUUGAAGAUGUGAAGAGAGAAGUACAAAUUAUGCAUCAUCUAACAGGCCAACAAAAUAUUGUUGAAUUAAAAGGGGCCUAUGAAGAUAAACAUUCAGUGCAUUUGGUUAUGGAAUUAUGUGCUGGUGGUGAAUUAUUUGAUAGAAUUAUUGCUAAAGGACAUUAUACUGAAAGGGCAGCUGCAACUUUGUUAAGAACAAUUGUGCAAAUUGUACAUACUUGUCAUUCUAUGGGUGUUAUUCAUAGAGAUCUUAAGCCCGAGAAUUUCCUCCUACUUAAUAAAGAUGAAGAUUCACCUCUCAAAGCUACAGAUUUUGGUCUUUCUGUAUUCUACAAACAAGGAGAUGUGUUUAAGGACAUUGUGGGUAGUGCAUAUUACAUUGCUCCUGAAGUCUUGAAAAGAAGAUAUGGUCCAGAAGUUGAUAUAUGGAGUGUGGGAGUUAUGUUAUAUAUUCUUCUUUCUGGUGUUCCUCCUUUCUGGGCAGAAACUGAACAUGGAAUAUUCAAUGCAAUAUUGAGAGGACAUAUUGAUUUUUCAAGUGAUCCAUGGCCUGCAAUUUCCCAUGGUGCCAAAGACAUUGUCAAGAAGAUGUUGACCAUAGACCCCAAGCAGAGGUUGACAGCAGUCCAAGUCCUAAAUCAUCCAUGGAUCAAGGAAGACGGAGAAGCACCAGAUACACCACUUGAUAAUGCUGUUUUGAGUAGGCUCAAACAAUUCAGAGCUAUGAACAACUUCAAGAAAGUUGCUCUCCGGGUAAUUGCAGGGUGUCUAUCAGAGGAAGAAAUUAUGGGAUUGAAGCAAAUGUUCAAAAGCAUGGAUACUGAUAACAGUGGAGCAAUAACACUUGAAGAGCUAAAACAAGGACUUGCUAAACAAGGCACAAAAUUAUCUGAUUAUGAGAUUCAACAGUUAAUGGAAGCUGCUGAUGCUGAUGGAAAUGGAACCAUAGAUUAUGAAGAGUUUAUUACAGCAACAAUGCACAUGAACAGAAUGGACAAAGAAGAACAUCUUUACACUGCAUUUCAAUAUUUUGACAAGGAUAAUAGCGGGUUCAUUACAGUAGAAGAGUUAGAACAAGCUUUAAGAGAAUUUGGAAUGACUGAUGGAAAGGAUAUAAAGGAAAUUGUUGCUGAAGUUGACUCUAAUAAUGAUGGUCGAAUUAACUAUGAAGAAUUUGUAGCUAUGAUGAGAAAAGGAACUCCAGAAACUGCAGCAAAUCUAAAGAAAAGAAGGGAGUCAUUUGUUGCAUAAAUUUUCAUUGUUAAUAUAAAAAGAAUUCAAAAUUAAAGAAAAAAAUGCAUCAAAGUCAUUGGUAUUUUUCUUGGAGGGAAGACCAAUGGCUUAUUUUGUAAAGUUUUAAGAGUCAUUCAUGAAAUUUACAAAAGUUCAUGGAUGAUUAUGUAAAUUAAAUAACAAUCAUUUUUCCUAAAAGCAAAUUUGAAAAAAUGGGUUUGUAGAAUUCAUGAGUUUUUUUUGGGAUUUUGUUAAGAGUGGAAGAUAUUCUUUGUAUUAUCUAUGUAUAUAUAAGAUAAAUCCUUUUGUUAAUA
Molecule: messenger RNA, 1972 nt
Organism: Nicotiana tabacum (common tobacco)
Lineage: Eukaryota; Viridiplantae; Streptophyta; Magnoliopsida; Solanales; Solanaceae
Product: calcium-dependent protein kinase 17-like
Biological process (GO): protein phosphorylation
Molecular function (GO): protein kinase activity; calcium ion binding; ATP binding
Source: RefSeq, a predicted model, not a curated record